Penicillium lagena is the source of this 1404-nucleotide messenger RNA. Its product is annotated as glycoside hydrolase family 16 protein. The record is from RefSeq and is a predicted model, not a curated record. The coding region runs from base 1 to 1404 and encodes 467 amino acids. The transcript has 3 exons. Gene Ontology annotation, molecular function: glycosyltransferase activity; hydrolase activity, hydrolyzing O-glycosyl compounds. Gene Ontology annotation, cellular component: fungal-type cell wall. Gene Ontology annotation, biological process: fungal-type cell wall organization; carbohydrate metabolic process. Lineage: Eukaryota; Fungi; Ascomycota; Eurotiomycetes; Eurotiales; Aspergillaceae.
AUGCACUUGGUACUGAGUGCCACACUGGGCCUGCUGGUCUCGUCCACGUUGGUGUCGGCGCAGACCUACACCAACUGUAAUCCUCUGUCGCAGACAUGCCCCGCUGACCCUGCACUGGGAAGGGCCGACCAAACUUUCGACUUCACACAGGGCUCCUCUUCUGACUUCACGGCCCAGGGAAACGUUGAGUACGACAGCACCAAUGGGGCCACCUUCACCAUCCGUCAGGAGGGCGAUGGCCCGUUGAUCCAGUCCAACUGGUACAUCAUGUUCGGGCGCGUCGAGUACCAGAUCAAGGCGGCUUCGGGACGGGGUAUCGUCAGCAGUGCAGUGAUGCAGUCCGAUGACCUGGACGAAAUCGACUGGGAAUGGCUGGGCGUCAACAACGCUCAGGUGCAGACCAACUACUUCGGCAAAGGAGAUACGAGCUCCUACAAUCGCGGCGCAUUUCAUGACAAUGCGGGAAACCAGGACAGCUACCACACGUACGCUGUUGACUGGACUAGUGAACAGAUCGUCUGGUCCAUUGAUGGCCAAACCAUUCGCGUUCUCACUCCGGACACUGCGGAUCCCGGCCAGUAUCCCCAGACCCCGAUGAUGGUCAAGGUUGGCGUGUGGGCAGGCGGCGACCCCAGCAAUGCGGCGGGAACUAUUGCAUGGGCGGGCGGCGAGACGGACUACAGUCAAGGCCCAUUCACCAUGUACAUGAAGUGGCUGAAAGUGACCGAUUACUCCACCGGAACGUCGUACAGCUACAGCGACAAGAGCGGCUCGUGGAAGUCCAUCACGGCCGACGGUGGCCAAGUCAAUGGAAACAGUGCCGCAGAGCCCAAAUCGACCCAGUCGGCGCCCACCGUGACCGAAACCGUUGCCAGUGUCCCGAUUCCAUGGAGCGGAACGCACAAGGAGACUGCCAGCUUUGUUACCCCCGAUGUCUGGCCAUUUGUGACCACCGGAGCACCCUCGGGAUCCUCCUAUCCCUCCGGCUGGGCCAAUGGCUCCGGACACGUCAAACCGCCUGGCGGGGGUUCAGUGAGUGAGCACUUCCCUGCACCUUCCACCCCCUACCGUAUCUCCAACUCGAUCACUAAGACGGACCCUCCCCUAUUGCAGUCUACGCCCCUCUUCUUGUCACCGUCCUUGCCUUCGGCAUCGGCUGUCUCUUCCCAUUUCGUGCAUAAAACUUCGCACAGAAUCACGACCCGAACUUUGACCACCAGCACUUCCUCAAAGACCACGACCACACACACGACCAAGACUACUUCAUCCACGGCGAGCAGUGCUUCCUCGUUGCCCACAAAUACAGCUGCUCCUUCGGUGAAUGAUGCGAGUGUCUUCAGUCCGCAGGCAAUUCUGGCUGUUUCUUGGGUGCUUCUCGGGGGUAUUAUGGUGGUCAUGCUGUGA